This is a messenger RNA of Tinamus guttatus (white-throated tinamou), 2521 nucleotides long. The record is from RefSeq and is a predicted model, not a curated record. Lineage: Eukaryota; Metazoa; Chordata; Aves; Tinamiformes; Tinamidae.
CUAUUGGCAACCGCUGCAUUCUGAGAAAGUCUCUUUCAAUUCAGCUUUCCAGAUCCUCUCGCUUCCAGCUCCAACAACUUUAUAACCUCCUCAACAGUUUCAUAAAUGCACUGCAAUGGUCACAUGAACAGCUCUGGGCCAAUCAGCACCCAUCUCCUAGUUACUAUGGCACUUUAGGAAGAGAGAAACCAAAAAGCAACAAGUCCAACAGAAGUUGAGAGUCCUGCAAAAAAUGAAUCUUACGGUGAGACUUCGCCGUAGUUUCAGAACGCUGGUAAUCCUCUUGGCUACCUUCUGCCUGGCAAGCAUUGCCAUCUCCGCCUACUACCUGUACACGGGCUACAAGCAGCAAAUGGCCCUUGCGGAAGCCACUGGAGAAGCCGAAUGCGAAGAUCUUAAACUUUUACCAUACAGAUCCACGGAGCUGAAAACUGCUAAGCCAAUUGACCCAUCUAAAACUGAUCCCACUGUCCUCUUGUUUGUGGAAAGCCAGUAUUCCCAGCUGGGGCAAGACAUCAUAGCUAUCCUCGAGUCCAGCCGUUUUCCAUACCACAUGGUCAUUGCACCUUCCAAGGGGGAUAUUCCCCCUCUCACAGAGGGUGAGAAAGGAAAAUAUACAAUUGUUAUAUACGAGAAUAUUUUAAAAUAUGUAUCCAUGGACUCAUGGAAUAGAGAGCUUCUAGAAAAAUACUGUGUGGAAUACAGUGUUAGCAUAAUUGGUUUUCAUAAAGCCAACGAGAACAGCUCACCAAGUACAAAACUGAAAGGACUUCCAUUACAUAUUUACAAUAACAUAGCCCUCAAAGACUGUUUUGUAAAUCCUCAGUCUCCACUACUGCGCAUUACCAAAGCACCAAGGGUCGAGAAAGGUGCCCUGCCUGGUGAAGACUGGACAGUUUUCCACUUUAACCAUUCCACGUACCAACCUAUACUUUUAGCAGAACUGCAAACCUCCAGACCCUUGCCAGCGGUAUUGCCAAAGGCUGCUCUAUAUGCAACAGUCAUUCAGGACCUGGGCCUUCACGAUGGGAUUCAGAGAGUCCUUUUUGGAAACAACUUGACUUUCUGGUUGCACAAGCUGAUCUUUAUUGAUGCCAUCUCCUUCCUGUCUGGAAAAAAGCUGACACUGUCCUUAGAUAGGUACAUCCUUGUGGACAUAGACGACAUCUUUGUUGGAAAGGAGGGAACAAGGAUGAACGUCAAGGAUGUGAAGGCUUUACUAGAGACUCAAAAUUUACUGCGCACUCAGGUUGCAAAUUUUACCUUCAACCUUGGAUUUUCAGGAAAAUUUUACCACACAGGCACAGAAGAGGAAGACAAAGGCGAUGACUUGUUGCUGAGGUCUGUAGAUGAGUUUUGGUGGUUUCCCCAUAUGUGGAGUCACAUGCAGCCUCACCUCUUCCACAAUGAGUCAUCACUGGUGGAGCAGAUGAUCCUCAACAAAGAGUUUGCACUGGAGCACGGUAUACCAACAGACAUGGGGUACGCGGUGGCUCCGCACCACUCGGGCGUCUACCCAGUCCACGUGCAGCUGUACGAGGCCUGGAAGAAGGUGUGGGACAUCCGCGUGACCAGCACGGAAGAGUACCCGCACCUGAAACCCGCACGGUACAGACGGGGCUUCAUCCACAAUGGCAUCAUGGUGCUCCCUCGACAGACCUGCGGCCUUUUCACUCAUACUAUUUUUUACAAGGAAUACCCUGGGGGUCCUCAUGAACUUGACAAAAGUAUCCAAGGAGGUGAACUCUUCCUCACCGUUCUCCUAAAUCCUAUCAGCGUCUUCAUGACCCACUUGUCCAACUACGGGAACGACCGCCUGGGGCUCUAUACCUUUGCCAACCUGGCCAACUUUGUGAGGAGCUCGACCAACCUGCGGCUGCGGACGCUGCCGCCGCUGCAGCUGGCGCACAAGUACUUCGAGCUCUUCCCUGAGCAGACAGACCCUCUCUGGCAGAACCCAUGUGACGAUAAGCGACACAGAGACAUUUGGUCCAGAGAUAAAACUUGUGACCACCUACCCAAAUUCCUUGUCAUAGGACCCCAGAAAACAGGAACAACAGCACUUUAUCUAUUUCUUCUGAUGCAUCCUUCCAUCAUCAGUAAUCUCCCUAGCCCCAAAACUUUUGAAGAAGUUCAGUUCUUCAAUGGAAACAACUAUCACAAAGGAAUUGACUGGUACAUGGAUUUCUUCCCCACUCCUUCCAAUGUCACCACUGACUUCCUCUUCGAGAAAAGCGCCAACUAUUUCCAUUCGGAGGAAGCGCCGAGAAGAGCUGCUUCCCUCAUCCCCAAGGCCAAGAUCAUCACCAUCCUCAUCGACCCGUCUGACCGGGCGUACUCCUGGUACCAGCACCAGCGAUCCCACGAGGACCCCGCUGCUCUCAAGUUCAGUUUCUACGAGGUGAUCACGUCAGGCCACUGGGCGCCCUCCGAGAUAAGGACCCUGCAGAAGCGCUGCCUGACCCCGGGCUGGUACGCCAUCCACAUCGAAAGGUGGCUCGCGCACUACCCAGCCUCACAG